GCAACGGUCGCUAUGACAACUGUGGUCUCCAACCACAACAACUACUCACGUGUGAAGCAGCAAUGGCGACCGCCAGUGAUGAACGAGCGGCAGCGGAUGUUUUAAAAUCGCUGUCUCGGCAUUUAAACUGUUUAAACGACGACAAUAAAAGCGCAAGAAGGCGAGCUUUAGAUGCGAUUAAGAGAGAAAGCGUCGAUCAGACUUUGUCCAGCGCUGUGCUGCAGGAGGUGUUUGAGUGUUUGUUAAAAUCGCUGUUAAAGGGUCUGUCAGACCCGACGGAAGCAUGCAGAGAGAAGACUAUUCAGAUCAUAACAGCCUUUAUUAGAUCUGUCCCCAAACCAGAGGACACCCUGCCCUAUCUGAUGCCCGCUCUGGCACAGAGACUCGGCGGGAAGGAGAUCCUGGAGCCGGCGGAGGAGCUCAGACUGGCUCUUAUGGAGAUGCUGGCUCUGGUGGUGGACGUGUGUGGCAGACAUCUGGCGCCCUACCUGGACGACGUGAUGAAGGUACUGCAGAGGACCAUUACAGAUCCUUUCCCAGAAGUCAAGAAAGAGAGCUGUAAAUGUACCAUCAGUUUUGCCAAGUGUGUUCCUGAUCAUUUCCAUCUGCAGGCAGAGAGUCUACUGAAGCCCCUAUUGCAGACUGUUUCGCACCAGCAUUCCCAAGUGAGGGUUUCUGCCACACAGGCUAUCGGUGCCCUCAUUCAGUACAGCGCUGGCAAGAAUGUGGACGAUGUUUUGUCCCACUUGGCACAGAGAUUGUUUGACGACUCGCCACGGGUGAGGAAGGCAGUUACCGUAGUCGUAGGUGAUUGGCUUUUGCACCUGCCGGACAGAUAUUCCUACUUCCACAAACUCAUCCCACUUCUUCUGAGCAGCCUCAGCGAUGAGAUACCUGAAAUCAGGUUACUCGCUGAGGAUUUAUGGAAGCAGAUAGGAGCUCAGUGGGAGAAGGAAAAUGAAGAUGAUUUAAAGGAUAAGUUGGACUUUCAGUUGCCUGCACCGGGUCACUACACAUCUGAUAGUGUGCGUCCUGGCCUGGGCUGCAGGGAGCUGGUGGUGAGGAAUCUGUCUAAGCUGCUUCCUGCUGUGAGUCGGGACAUGGGCGACUGGUUAGUGCAGACGCGGGUGAAGACCGCCCAGCUGCUGCGUGUUUUACUACUGCACGCUGAAGAUCACAGUACGCAACACCUGCAGUUACUGCUCACAGUCAUUUACCACGCCUGCGCAGAUGCAGAGAUCGACGUUAGGAUGCAGUGUUUGGAGUCGGCAAAGCUCUUGGGGGUGUUUGUCAGUCCGGAGGUCUACCUCAAGUUGCUUCUACCUCACGUUGCAGACUCCGCUUCCUGUUCGUCUGCCUCUCCUUGGGCUCCUCUUAUGGUUCUGGCUGCUGUAUUGAGAGGAAGCUCAAGAGAGGCGCUACACCCCCACCUGUUACAGAUCGGAGACACACUCGCACACCCUGAUGUCUGUCAGGGCUCUCAACAGGUGCUGUAUCUGGAUCAGUUGUUGGCGUGUGUGGACGCCGUGCUGCAUGUAAGUCAGGUGGACUGUGAUGUCAUCAGUAUACAGCUGUUGAAGGUUCUGGUGUCCGUUCAGAGCCUCUCAUCGCAGCAUGAACAGCACAGUAAGGCUGUAGAGUUGGUGAGAUGUCUGUGUGAGAUUCAGAGUCUCACAGGAGUGUACGAGUUGUACAGACGGCACAUGGCUGAUCUGUUGCAGUGGCUGUUCGAGUCGCAUCAUACCGGGACGAGUUACUCCAUUCAGAAAACACAGCUGGAGAUCAUCGCUGUCCAAUCAGGUCCCGUAGUGGGAGAGUUUCUGUCAGCCUUCCUGCCGUUGCUAAAGAAUUGCGUGGAACCCAGUCGAGACCCAGAGAUGAGGCUUCAAAUCUUCACCAUGCUGUCCAAACUACUGCUUGAUGCCAGCAACACAUUGGACUCACAGGGGAGAUUUAGUGAAUGUGUGGCGACGGUCUUACAGGACUUAUUGUUGCCUAAUCUGGUGUGGCGUUCAGGUCGGUCAGCGGCGGCUGUUAGGACUGCUGCUCUUAGCUGUCUAUUGGCUCUCCUUCAUGGAGCGACUUUCCCGGCGGAACAAGUACUUUCAGUGGAGGAAACCCUCAGGACUCAGCUGAUCUCUGCUCUGGAGGAAGACUCCAAACUGGCCCGGUUAUUGGCCUGCAGGUCACUUCACUCACUGCUGAAGAUCACAGCACAUCAGCUUAACACAGAUUCACUCAACAAGAUCUAUCCAGAGUUGCUGAAGCGUGUGGAUGACAGCAGUGAAGACGUCCGUAUUGAAGCUCUGAGGUCUCUCGGCACAUGGUUCUCAUCUCUGGGAAAUAACUACGACGUUCACUCUUGCCGGCCACACCUGGAGUUCCUGUUCCAGCAACUUCUUCUCUACAUGGACGACCCAGACGGCAAAGUCCAGGACUCUGUGCUCGAUGUCCUGAAAGUUGCCAGUAAGGUUGACUGUGAUCUUUUACAACAACAAACCGAGGCUGUACGAGAGAAACAGCGCAACCCUGAUUUCUGUGAUAAACUCCUGCAGCACAUUCAAUCAUUAUGAGACUCGAUACAAACACACACAUCUAUGAGCAUUCAUGCAAACGGACACACAACUCGGCAAACUUGUGUAAAUGAAAGUGUUUGUCUGUUAUGAAUUUGAGUUAAGAGAUACCAGAAUGAUGUUUUAAUCCUUGUGUGAUCUGUAAUCUAAUUACAACUUUAAUCAUUUUAUAAUAUGAAAUAAUAUUUAUACUUAAAAUAAAUUCUUAGAGUUAACACCAAAUAUGUGAAAUUUAUUUGGUUAUUGUUUUGUACUGCUCAUAUUGUUAAAUAAAACUGAAAGU
Paramisgurnus dabryanus is the source of this 2856-nucleotide messenger RNA. Lineage: Eukaryota; Metazoa; Chordata; Actinopteri; Cypriniformes; Cobitidae. The record is from RefSeq and is a predicted model, not a curated record.